This is a messenger RNA of Rotaria sordida, 1437 nucleotides long. NCBI's taxonomy places the organism in Eukaryota, Metazoa, Rotifera, Eurotatoria, Philodinida, Philodinidae. The record is from the annotation of a GenBank genome assembly.
AUGAUGCAAUACGAUUUUAUUGAUGAAUCAACAGAUAUAGAAUGUAGAAAUGGUUUAGAAACGAAAGAAAAUAUGAAUUUUUAUCAAACAUAUCAACCACAAGACAGUUUUCUUAAAACAACAAUAUCUAAUAGUAAUAUGAUAACAACAAGUGAUAUAUGGCAAACUUCAUCAUCAAAUAGUAAUACAUUAAAUCAAUCAUUUUAUUUUCCAUCAUCAUUUGAUUUUAAUAAUUCAUCAAAUCCUAGUCAAUAUCAUACAAUUGAUAAUAAUAAUUAUGAUUAUCAAACAUUACCUGAUGUUUCUCCAUCUUAUUUAAUUGAUCCAUAUUCUCAUAUGUUUACAAAUAAUUAUUCAAUUGAUCCAUAUACAAAUCAAACAACAUAUAAUUCAACAUCAAUGGAUUAUUCAUCAUCAACAUAUAUUUCAACAGCAACAACAACAGAUUCAUAUCAACAUCUUCAUCCAAUGUAUACGAAUACAAAUAUUACUGUUCCAUCUGUAUCAUCAUAUAUUGAUAUUCAACCUGAUUAUCAAUCGACAACAACAACAACAUCAUCACAAUGGGACUCGACUAUGAUGAAAAUGCAUAGUCAUGAUGUCACAUCAGCAUCGAAUUCUAGCAAUAGUAGUACUAGUGCUAGCAAACAACCAUGUCUCGUAUGUCAUGAAGAAUCGUCCGGCUACCAUUUUGGUGCAUAUACAUGUGAAUCGUGCAAAGCAUUUUAUCGACGAGUUACGAAAGAUCCACUUAUCGAAAUUAAACAUUCUUGUGAAGUUCCAUUACCUAAUAUAACUAAAUCCAAUCGAAAAGAUUGUCGAGCAUGUCGUAAAGCUAAAUGUGAUCGAGUAGGAAUGACAGCUAUGCCAAAAGAUCGUGCGUCACGAACAACAACAACAACAAAAACUACUUAUAAAAUUCCUUCAAUACCAAUUACAGAUCUUCUUGAACAACUUGGUCAUGAUUUAACUUAUGAUCAAUUAUCAACAUCAUCAGCAUUAGAAAAUAUUCUUCGUAUAAUUGAUUUACCAUCAAUAAUUCCAAUUAAUUUUGAUUAUCAUACACUUUAUAUGAAUGCUAUUCAAAUAUGGAGAAAUCAAUAUAAUCAUUCAUCACAAAUUAUAUCUAAUAUUGCAUUAAAUGAUAUAUUUGCUGUAUUACUUUUUCUUUUUCAUGCUUUUAUAACAAUGACAGAAAAUGAUGAAGAUAAAUCAAUAAAUAAUAGUAAAUUUGAUAAACUUGUUAAUAUACUUCAACAAGAAAUUUAUCGUUUAACCGGUACUGAUCAUCGAUCAGCUUGUCGAAUAAAAGCUUUAUUUAUGAAAUGUUAUGUUGCACUUGCUCAAUAUCCAAAUAGUACAAAUCUUUUUGUUAAUAGUAAUAUAUCCCAAUCACAAUUUAUAUCUUAUCAACAAUAUCCAGUUUAUGGUCAAUAA